AUGGCCCAAACUCUUGAAUCCAACUUCUCCAUCAGAAAUUUGUUGGCAGGCCCAGAUGGCACCAACCCAGCGCUGACACCACCACCAUCCGAUGGGUCUCUAUCGCCCAACAUUUCCAUGUCGUCGAAUGAAGAUAAUAAUGGAAGUCGACCGAACUUGACGUAUAGUGCGUUGGUGUCUAUGGCGAUCCGAAGUAGUCCUGAGGGCAAGCUGACUUUGAAUGCAAUACAAAGUUGGAUCAGUGAUAACUUUCCCUUUUACCGAAAGGAUGAGCAAGGCUGGCAGAACCAGAUCAGACAGACACUCAGCACGAACUCAUGCUUCCUUAAGGUGCCACGUGCUUUGGACGACCCUGGACGUGGAAACUAUUGGGCGUUGAGUUCUGAAUUACCAGCAGUUCGUACUGCCAGUGUGGGAAAUGGAAGUGCGAUCGGAGCAUUGAUAAAUGGUGUACCACAUCCUCAGGCUCCAAAUGCGGUUUACUUCCCCACGCCCCACGAGGUACAAGGAGCUCACCAGAUCCAGUUAGUACAGGCGCUACAUGAGCAGCAUUCUUGGUAUCAGUAUCAUCUCCAACAAACACAACUAUUGCAGCAACAAUUGUUUAUACUGUAA
Messenger RNA from Zeugodacus cucurbitae (melon fly), 615 nucleotides. Its product is annotated as forkhead box protein I3-like. Lineage: Eukaryota; Metazoa; Arthropoda; Insecta; Diptera; Tephritidae. Gene Ontology annotation, molecular function: DNA-binding transcription factor activity, RNA polymerase II-specific; RNA polymerase II cis-regulatory region sequence-specific DNA binding. Bases 1 to 615 code for a protein of 204 amino acids. The transcript has a single exon. The record is from RefSeq and is a predicted model, not a curated record. Gene Ontology annotation, biological process: cell differentiation; regulation of transcription by RNA polymerase II; anatomical structure morphogenesis.